AAUAUAACUUUAGGGCAUCGUUUAGACUCAUAUGCUCUUUGAUAUAAAGCUUCUAGUCUUCGAGUCUGCACAUACACUGUAUACUGAAUAGAAUAGAAGUGCCUCUUUUUUGACAGCAUUCCAUUUGAGAGAAUGAACAAUACAGAGCAGAAAUUUGACCUUAAGGUGCAGUGCCCGCAUACAGUCUUCUUUCGAUGGGUGUGGAGCCUUUAAAAAGGGGAGUGUUCUGUCCUUGAUGGCUGAACAUUGAAUACACAUGUCUUAUCAGUCUACACAGGAGCUGGAGCGAUGCUUUCCAUCCCUUGGCUGUGGUCUUGCUGCCUGGACACACAGAUCCUUGUAUGCAUAUUGCUCUUUGGACUGCUGGGUAUUGCAAUCCGUACAAGACUGAGAAACAAACAUGUUCUACUGGAUCCGCAGGGAAGAGCGGUGCUGAUCACCGGCUGUGAUUCAGGCUUUGGGAACCUGCUGGCACACAGGCUGCUUGAUCUGGGGUUCACAGUCUUCGCUGCCUGUCUGUUUCCGGAUGGAGAUGGAGCGCAGGCUCUGAGACACCAUUCAGCCCCUGGGCAGGUGAAAGUCAUCCGGCUGGAUGUAACUAGUGAUAAGGAAAUAGAACAGGUGAAACAAUAUGUGCAGGACAACCUCCCUGAGAAAGGGCUAUGGGGACUGAUAAACAAUGCUGGUAUAUCCAUGUGGGGAAUGGUUGAAUGGCUGACAAUUGAUAAAUUCCAGAGGGUUCUUGAUGUCAAUCUACUAGGAUGCAUUAGAACGACCAUGGCUUUUGCUCCACUUAUCAGAAAAAACAAAGGGCGUAUGGUGUUUUUAUCAAGCACGAAUGCAUACAUAAGUUUCAUGAAUAGCAUUUAUUCAUUGACAAAGGCUGCACUGGAGAAGUUCUGUGAUUCCCUUCGGCUAGAAAUGAAGCCGUUUGGAGUGCAGGUAUGUAUUAUUGAGCCAGGCAAUUAUGCUCCAGCCACAAACAUCCAGUCACAGAAAUCUGCGGAUAAGGUGUGGGGUUCUCUGACUGCUGAAGCAAAGAAGGUCUACAGCAAAGAAUACAUAGAAGAAAUAACAAAGUUUGUAAAUGAGAAACUUGAUGAGGGCAGCAUAAAGAGCUAUGAAGUUGUGGACGCCAUUGUAGACGCGCUUACAUCACCUGCACCACAAGCCCGUUACCUUGUUGCCAGUGUUGCAGAAAAAGUUGCUGUUUACUUAUAUUUAUGGCUUCCAACAUCUCUUUUUGAUAAAAUUUUGUUUUUUAAAGCAGGAAAAUUUAAGUGUGUACCACAAAAUGAUAAAUGAUUAAGAAAGUUGAUGUCUACUUGAGGAAUAGUGAACCCUUCCACGAGAUGUCCCUAAACUGUAAAGAGAAAUAUAGGCUGGGGUUACACAUCCUUGAUGCUGCAGCACAUCCAGAGCCUGAAACAGUAAUGAGGCAAUAUGCAGUAAAGAUGGAUAUCUUCUCUCACGGUUAGCGCUGAUCCAAGUUUUUAUGGAAAAAAAAAAAAUGUAAUAAACACACUUUAUACAAGAUGAUGUUGUCUGUCAACUGUAAGAGCUAAAUAGGUUAUUUCUAUUGUAGUAGAACUUGUUGGCAAUGAACCAACACUUAGAACUCAACAUUAUGUGAGAAAGAAGACUCUGUAGGUUUCCUAAAAGAAUAAGAGAUGCAACAAUAAAACACGGUUGAAGGAAUACAAUUAUCAAAAAAAAAAAAAAAAUCAUAAUUUUUAAGAUAUUUGUGUAAUUUGUGUAUAAUAUGUUCUAUUGUUAGUAGUCCAGCAAAUCAAUAAAUGAACCCAUUUUGUAAACAUGUUCUACCCGAGCUCCCGAGCUUCCCUUCAGAAAGGUAUGCUUAUUUUAGCGCAAAGACAAGACCUAAUUUGUUCCAUUUAGUUUCCUGAACUGUCUUGUUGCGCUCCAUUUAAAGAACAUAUCAACUCGAAGAAAAAAAAACAUAUUCCCUAUCCGCAAGAUAGGGGAUAAAUAGUUGAUCUGAUGAGACCUCCCGCGAUCUCCCAUACGGGGCCCCGACUCUGAUUCACUAAAUCGUGUCUCGUUCCCAGCAAGGAAGCUGGUCGAAAUUUGCCCUCUCCAUUUGUGUGUCUCCGCCUCUUCCAUAGAGAUGAAUGGGGACAUGUUUUGACCAGCUUCCGUGCUGGGUACAAGACACACUUUAGUGAAGCAGAGCUGAGGCCCUGUACAGGAGAUCAGCUAUUUAUCCCCUAUCCUGCAGCUAAGGAAUACUUUUUCUUUUUUUUUUUCAGUGGAUAUGUUUCUUAAAUGGAGUGCAACAAGACAGUUCAGGAAACUAAAUGGGACAAACGCAUGAAAGACCUUGCAUGUGAUUAUUGAUGCAUAGAAGUCCUUCUGAGAGAUCAUUAAUGGUAUUCUCCCAAGUAGUUGGUAAGAGAUCUUCUUCAGAUGUUUCCAAGUUGUACAAAGAAAUCCUCCCAGUAUCUACUUUAUAUAGGUACCUUUCAGGGCAUCAAACCCCCAACCCUGGAUUGAUCAGGUGAGAGAUAGACCAUGAUAUGUUCUCCAGAGUUCAGGCUUCGGUGACCUCUGAAUCACCUCAAAAGUCUCCAAUAUAUCACCGAUCCAGGUCUGGAAUUCUUAUCCCUACUUCAUCUUAUCCAGUCUUUAUGACCUUACUUUAUGACUGGUGAUUCCCUGCAGGGGCGUAGCUAUAGGGAAUGCAAAGGUAGCAGUCACACCAGGGUCCUGGUGCCUUAGGGGCCCUAAACCACAUCUGCCCCAUAAAAGAUGUAUUAUAAUUGGCACAUGGGACCCUGUUGCAGAUUUUGCAUCGGGGCCCAGAAGGUGCUCUAGGUCCUGAUCCGAGGUAUCAUGUGCCUAGUCUUGGCUCUUAUACAAAACAUGCCACAUUGGAUCUAUACAUAAUGAGUGAAUUCCCACUCAGGACUUGGGUCUGACAGAAAUGCAUUGUUGAAAUUUGAGAUAAAUAUAUCAGUAACAAUUUUACAUUGGUAUAUGAUAUGUGUACUGUGCCGACCAUGUCAUGUAAUCUAAAAAACAUGGACACGUUAAAAACACUUAUGGCAUAUAAUCCAUGUUCUAGGAAGUUUGGCUUUUCAUAUGAUAUAUUUACAUACCUGAUGUGUGGUGACACAAGUGGAAUGUGGGUGAGAUGUACCCUUCGUGACACCAGGGCACUGUUAACCUACACGGUCUGAGGUUGAGAGUUCCCUUGGGCUGAGCGCCGGGACAAUGGUGACACCGAUGCAAGGUUACGGAUAACUAUCUUUACUGAGGCAGAACUUGUUGUUAAAAUCCUCACACUACAGAUUUGUGCAGAAUGAACCCUGGAAACCUGUCGCCCUGCUGGGACUUGUAGUAGCUGAGACUGUGGAUUUGAGAUAAAUGAAAGCCCAUGCUGAAUUUAGAGACUUGGUACCGACUGACUGAUGACUAUAUUUCCCCUGGAGCUUUUGUGCUUACCGCCAGGCUUUGACCUUCAACUGACCAAGGGGGUUUUCUGAGAUUUGCAUGGUUGCAGAUUUCAGUGUUUUUUUUUCUCCUUAGGUCUCCUAAGACUUCUUCACACACUUCUUCACACUGUACUCUGAUCUGGGCUCCACUGAACUGCAGCUCCUCACUGACUGACUAGCUCCCCCCCUCCCCACACAUCAUAAAGGCUCCCAUUGGGGCAUCAGCGUGACAUGGGUCACUCUGCAGCAUUCCUUAAAAAAAAAAAAAAUAGACAGCACAUAAUUUAUCACAACAUGACAGUGCAAUAUAACAAAAUAGAUUAUGGAGUAGUAGGCCCAGAACAGCGAUAGCAGGAAUGCCCAAGGCAAACUUUAGCCCAAAUGACGAUGACCUGUAGUUGGACACCACAGAUGUGUAUGUGGUGAGCUUGGGGGAUAAAGCCUUGUGGGGUGUAGGGUAGUUAGGGUGUUGCUGUUCAGGUUAAUAAAGGGCGCUGUCAACCUCUGCCACUCGUGACGCCAGAGUUAGGGUUAAAUACUGUAAUCUUGAUAGGCCUAUUGCAAUAAAGGAUUGUCCACAACCACUGUUAACUGAAAACUUGCAGGAACUUUUACUGAAGAGUUUCUGUACAUGCAGCAAUAGUAACAGUCCAGAUAACAGAGUCUCUAUAGAUAGAGCUGAGCAGCGAUUGAUAGUUGGUUGGGAUCAGAUAAGCUCAAUUUAGCUUCUCAGAAUUUUUUUUAGCAUAGAUCCGCUGGAUUUAAGGGUGCGUUUAGGUCCAGUGAUCUUGCGGUGAGUAGCGGGGAAUUGCUUAGUAUAUCCGCUAUGUUAGAGGCCGAGGCCGCAAGGCUUUGGCCUAGUAAAUUGUCUUGUAAGCUGCGGAGGUCCUACCUCUUCCAGAAUCAGCAACCCAAGAAAGAAGAGAGAUGCUGCUUGCUUGGCAGCACAGGAACAAGAGAGCGAUCAAGAUGGCGCUGCUCCCUUAUAUGGGCAGGGGCUGGCCAUUUUGGAUUGGUCCAUAACAACUGUCACUCACCGUUACAUUGCAUUGUGGGUGAACACGUCAUGAGAACCACCAAAGGUCCUUUACCAAAACCAUAGAGUUCUAAACCUAAUCAAGUGACCCACAGGUCCUGCUAUGCUGAACAGGUAUGCAUUUAAAUAUAUAUUUAUAUGAAUUUCUAUGUAAAUAUGAACCAACUAAGGGGUGACAAGGGGAAUAACUUUACAAGAGGGACCCCAACGUUCCUAGGGACUCUGACUAUGGGGACCUCUACAAAGGUACAGUAUGAAAUACGGUACCGGGACACCACAUGUAGGUGUUCAUGUCUCCUUGUAACUAAAGCUGAAGUGUACUUGUAUA
Messenger RNA from Hyla sarda, 4819 nucleotides. RefSeq names its product retinol dehydrogenase 7-like. The transcript has 4 exons. Bases 289 to 1305 code for a protein of 338 amino acids. Lineage: Eukaryota; Metazoa; Chordata; Amphibia; Anura; Hylidae. The record is from RefSeq and is a predicted model, not a curated record.